AUGCUCUCUUCCCGUUAUUUAGCUAUUCUUUUUAUCGCCCUUCUGGGUUUAAAUAUCGUCAAAUCUUCAGAUGACUGGGAAGAUCAUUCUUUACCAUCUCCACCAUGUUUACCUCCUAUGAGAGAAUGCGAUCGUCUUACGGAAAGUGGUCCGAAGUGUUAUCCAGAGCAAUGGUAUUGUGACGGGUAUCCCGAUUGUCAAGAUGGUUCAGAUGAACCUUCCACGUGUAGAAGACCGUGCCUUCAAAGCGAGUUUGUAUGCAAAACGGGCAGAUGUCUUCCUCCUGGAUAUUUGUGUGAUGGACAGCCUGAUUGUGGACGUUUUCCAAGUGGAGAAAAAGAUCUUUCCGAUGAAGCUCCCGAAAUGUGCAACCAACCUUUGCAUUGCGAGCAGAACGAGUAUGCAUGCUUGAAAUCUGCUCAAUGUGUGCCGCUUUUUAAGUUUUGUGACGGCAAACUUGAUUGUUCUGAUGGCUCGGAUGAACAUGCAAUGUGUCACGUGGAAGAUCCAACUACAGCUGACAAAUGCGAGUAUGGAGCAGCAAUGACAAUGGAUGGAAUCAAAUGUUAUUGUCCAGGAAACAAGAUUCUGAAUGAAAAAGGAAAAUGCGAGUUUCUUGAUUACUGUGCAAAAGUUAAAAAUGGUCUUCCACCAGUUUGUAGUCAAGGGUGCACUGAUCAUAAGAAUGGAACAUUUUCCUGUUCUUGCUUCGAUCCCAGGCUCUCCCUGGUAAAUGGAACUCAUUGUGUCGAAAAUGUAAAAGCAUCGACUCCGACGAUUGCUAUUCUCACCAAGCUCAAACUUUACGUCAUACAAAACAACUCAAGAAGAAAUUAUACAAGCAUGCCACGCCCACUUGGAAAACCUGGAGCUAUCACUCUUGUUACCCAACAUCCGGACUUUCCUGAAGCAACUGUUCCAGUUAUCUGUCUAACCGAGCAUCCAACUUCCAAUGACAGUUAUAUCACUUGCGGAAAUGCUGAAGGAUCUGAACCUGCAACUAAAUCAUAUGCCAUUGAUUUUGAACUGACCGCCAUUCGUUUGCUUCGAUUUGACAACUUUGGAAAUAACUGGAUUUUCUCGGAUGGUUCCUAUUACAUCUUCAUCUGUAAGCAUGAUUCUGUUCGAAUUUCGAAAUGUCACACAUUCGUUGCUGGAGGAAUGGGAACUCUUCAAGAUCUCAAGUAUGAUGGAUUGAAUGGUCAACUCUUCAUCACGGACAGCGACUAUUUCCAACAAGGAAUCUGGAGAAUCGACGUUUCCUCGGGAAAAAGAUAUCGACUGACAACUCAGCCAAUAACUGCUCCUGCAUUGGCUGUUGAUCCAUUUACGGAAACACUUUAUUACGUGGAUAAUACUGCUAAUUCAAUCAAAGCAAUCGAUUACAACUCCAAUUAUUCGAGAAUUGUUGUUUCCGGGAGAAUAGCUAAAAAGAUCAAAAAAAUGGAUUAUGCUGAAGGAAAACUGAUAAUCACUUUGAAAGACUAUCGUGUUUUUGUUGCAAAUUCUCUGGAAAAAGAUUCUGAUUCUAUGUUGAAGACGUGGAAAGAGAUUACCCCGCCAAAUAACGGAGGACCCAACACAAUUCUUGUCGAUGUAACUCAUUUCCGAAAAAAUGAACACGCUUGGAAGAACAAAGGGAAGAAUAUUUGUAAAGCAGCAUCUUGUGAUGACAUCUGUAUUGGACACAUCGAGAAGAAAUUCUCAUGCAUUUGUAGAGAUGGAUUGAUUCAAAAAGAAAACAAAUGUCAAGUAAUAAAUGGAAAAGAUUUGAAAGACAAAGAGCUACUGGUGCUUGCUCAGUUGAGACCCGCGAGAGUAAAAGUUCUUGGUUUCAAUUCAAACUACACUACUGAAAAUGUUGGAUUUCCUGACAUUCUUCCUGUCAAACGACCAAGUGCAAUCACUUUUGAUCCAAAAGGACAACGAAUACUGAUGUUUGACUUGAAGAGACGUUCACUAGUUAUUCAGAAGAUGGAUCAAUCAAAUGCCACGUAUCACGGAUUGACUGGAGUUAUGAAUUGUGAAGGAAUGGCUUAUGAUCAUACUUCAGAUAAUCUCUAUAUGACUGAUCAAAAACGAAAAUUGAUUACAGUACAGAGAUUAUCGAAUCUCUCGAUACAAAAGAUUGUUGUGAGUGGAAAUAUGAGUAAUCCCAGAGCAAUUGCAAUUCAUAUUGCAAAAAGUUAUCUGUUUUGGGGAAGUUGGAGCGAAGAAAAUGCUGACGAUGAGAGUAUUCCUGCAAUGAUUGAAAGAUCGAAACUUGAUGGAACCGAACGAAAAACAUUGGUUUCAAAGAAUGCAAUGUGGAUUAAUGGAUUGGCUCUUGAUCUGAAAAAUGACUUUUUGUAUUGGUGUGAUGCUUAUCGAAAUGUGAUUGAAAGAAUCCGGUGGAACGGAUCUGAUCGAGAAAUUCUUAUUCAAGGCGUGGACAAGAUAUCUCACCCAUAUGGUCUUGCUUUCUUUGACAAUCACAUCUUCUUCACUGAAUUCAAACGAGGAGCUGUCAAACGAGUUCACGUUGAUUUUCCUGAAGAAGUUCAAGAGAUUUUCCAACAUUCUGCCACUGUUUUUGAGCUCGCAGUAUUCAAAAAUUCUCCUCCAAACACCACAUCACCGUGCUCAACUUCUUCAAACAAUUGUGAACACUUCUGUUUUGCGAGUUCUUGUAAAGGAACAGUAGGAUGUGAACCAGUGAAAUGUGGAUGUGCAGAUGGAAUGAAGUUGAUUUUCAAUGGAAAAUGUGUGAGGGACGAGAAAUGGAUUGAUCCGAGCGCAUGUGAAGAUGAAACAGAAUUCACUUGUUUGCAUAGCAAAAAAUGUAUUUCGAGACAGAAUAUAUGCGAUGGAGAUGAUGAUUGUGGAGAUGGAAGUGAUGAAGAUCCGAAUGCAGUUUGCAAAGACUUCAAGUGUGUUGGACACCGAUUCCAAUGUGAUGGAAUAAAUUGUAUUCCACCGUCAUUUUUGUGUGACGGGAAGACCGACUGUGCUGAUGGAACAGACGAAUUGGAUCAUCUGUGUAAGAAAGCUGUAAAACAAGAAUGCACUGCAGAUCAAUUCCGUUGUUCGAAGACCAAAUGUAUCGAUUUACUCAAAAAGUGCAAUGGAGUCAAAGACUGUGACAAUGGGUCAGAUGAGGAAAAUUGUCAACAAAAAAAUCUGUGCGGCCCGGAAGAAUUUAGAUGUGGAACUGGAAUUUGUAUACCACAAUUAAAAGUAUGUGAUGGAGUUUCACACUGUUUGGAUGGAUUGGAUGAGAGGAAUUGUGACGAAGAAAAGUGUAUAAAAGGAAGAGAAUUUCGUUGUUCAAAUGGAAAAUCCCCAUGUUUGGAUGCGAUUUUCCAGUGUGAUGGAGUGGCUGAUUGUGAGGAUGAAAGUGACGAAUCACCUGAAUUCUGCAAAGGAAACACUUCUUCAACGUGCUCAAAAAUGAAUCAAUUCAUGUGUGCCGAUGGAAAAUGUUUAAGAAGUUUCCAACUCUGUGAUGGGUUUCCGGAUUGUUUGACUGGAGAAGAUGAGAAGGAAUGUCCUGCGUCGAUGUGUAACAGUACAACACAUAUAAGCUGCAAAAACGGAAACAAAUGUAUUUCGAAGCAGUUGGCAUGCGAUGGAGUCGAUGAUUGUGGUGAUAAAACAGAUGAACUCAACUGUAAAAACAUUCGAUUGGAUGCAGCCAAUCUUCGUUGCAAAGCUCCAAUGUACAAAUGUGACAGCGAGCAGUUCGAAUGUAUAUCUGACAAAAAGCUAUGCGACGGAAAAAAUGAUUGUCCAGGAGGAGAUGACGAAGGAAUCUGGUGUUCUUUCAAGUGCAACGCCACCAAUGAACUAGGAUGUUCUCAUACUUGCCGUGCUACUCCAUCUGGUCCAAUAUGUUCUUGUCCAGACGAACAUUAUCUUGAUAAAGACGGUGUAACGUGCUCUAAGAAAGACCCAUGUAGAUUUGGACAAUGUUCGCAACACUGUAUUCCACAUGGAUCUCGUCAUUUAUGUUACUGUGAAGAUGGAUUCAAACUUUCGGAUGAUGGAUUCUCCUGCGUUUCGGAUGACCCACAGAAACCAUAUUUGAUUUAUUCAAAUCGUCAUGAAAUUCGGAUGAUUCAAUCGAAAUAUCCAGGAAGUUCUCCGAUGAUUUCAAGCCUUGUGAAUGCGAUUGCUUUGGACUUCAAGUAUAAUAAAAAUGGAUCAGUUUCAAUAUAUUGGACGGACUUAUCCUCUGAUAAAAUAUACGCGGGAUUAGUGGACCAGCGAACAAUUUUAUACCAACGAACAAUUGUUUCUUAUGGAGUUUAUAAUGCAGAAGGCAUUGCAAUCGAUUGGAUAACUGGAAACAUUUAUUGGAUUGAUAGUUAUCUAGAUACAAUUCAAGUCAUAUCGGAAGAUGGAUCCAAAAGAGGAACAGUUGUAAAUGAGAAUAUGGGAAAUGCACGGUCUCUGGCAAUUGAUGUUGAAGAAGGUUUAAUGUUCUGGACUGAUUGGGAAGAAGCGAACCCUAGAAUUGAAAGAUGUUCUCUUGCUGGAAAGGAUAGAGCAGUUGUCUGGAAGAUAUCAAAUGUUGCUCAAGCUGGAUGGCCGAAUGGAAUCGCAUUGGAUACAAUCUCAAAGAGAGUUUAUUGGGUUGAUGCAAAAUCAGACUCAAUUCAUACAAUAACAUAUGAUGGAAGAGAUCAUAUAAUUGUAUUCAGAGAUCCAGAGAGACUUGGGCACUGUUUUGGAAUCGAUGUUUAUGAAGGACACGUUUAUUUUUCUGAUUGGAGAACGAAUACAAUAAAUAAAGUUGAUAAAUGGGUUGGAGGAAAUGUGUCAAUUAUUGAAAGAGUUUCAACUCAGCCAUUUUCACUGAAGAUUGUACACCGCUCGAAGCAGAAACAACAACUGAAAAACAUGUGUAAUGGAUUCGAAUGCAAUGGAAUCUGUUUGAAUAAUGGAAAGAAUAAAGCAAGUUGCCAGUGUACAAACAUGCAAUCAACAACUGAUGAUGGAUGUGUUGAUAUCCAACAAACUCUUCUCAUUUCUACUAAAAACGGAGUACGUGGCUAUUCGACGAUUCCUCCGCAUCCACAUGCGUUCCCUCUCGUCUCUGGAAAACAAUUUGAGAACAUUCGAGCAGUUGGAAGUUUCAACAAUCGUCUUCAAAUCCUAGAUGAUAUGUCAACUCACGUGUCACUUGUCAAUCUAACUGGAGAAGCAGAUGACCAGAUUCUAGCUGUUGGAAGUGAUCUAUAUGGAGUUAGUGGAAUGGCAAUUGACCCCGUUCUUGGAAAUACUUACAUGACAAUGUCGACUGAUGGAAUCGGGAGAAUUGAAGUUAUCAGUGCGGAUGGAAAAUCAAAGAAAGUGUUGAUCGAUUCGAAUAGUUUGAGUGGAAUGAGACUUCCACGAGAUAUUCUUUUCAUGAAUUCAACAAAGAGACUGUAUUGGUUUGAUUCUGGAACAAGUCCCCUCACUAUUUUCACAAUGUCCGUCAAUGGAAAUGAUGCGAAGAAGCUUAAAGUCAAUUCCACAUUGCUCACGAAAGUAUAUAAUCCUUCUGUAGACCAAUUCAAUUCUCAGAUCUACUGGAUAUCUCAAGGAAAAAUAGUUCAAUUCAAUCCAGCAAACGAAGAAAUUCAAGAGAUCGAAGUGCCCGGAGGAGAUAAAAAUGUCAGUUCAAUUGCUGUUGAUCCAUCAAAUGGAGAUAUUCUGAUCGGAGAAUUUGUUCGAAUUGCAAAUCAAACAACGAUCAGGCGAUUGGGAAUAAAGGGGAUAAAAACAACGCAACGAGGAAGUGUAAUGCUUGUUCCACUUCAUAGUUCUGUUCAGUUCUUCUUGUCAAUUGUUGAUACUUCACCAGUGAUCAAAAGAGUUCCAGAUGACUGCAAAAAGUGUGAAUCCCUUUGUCUGAGUCUACCAAGCAAUCAAUACGAAUGCUCCUGUCCUCAAGGCUUUUUCAUGGAAAACGGAAAAUGUCGGACUGCUGAAAAGCGAGUCUUCUGUGUCACCGAUGAUGGAUCAGUUCAUUCUGUUGGAUGGUAUAAAGAUCAGAAAGCAAAGGAGAUGAGUCAGAAGAUUCGAGCUCACAGUUUGCACAGUGAUGUGGCAAAGAAAAGGAUUGUCCGAGUUGUAGCUGAUUCCAAAAAAGAUGUGAUUUACGUUGUGACUCGACAGAAUGAGGUAUGGAAGUGUGCUACAAAUGGUUCCUUUGCUCACAUGGUUUAUUCUACGAGUUCUCAUCGGAUAGCUGCAAUUACAAUUGAUAGAGGAACUGGAUAUCUACUUGUUUCCGCAAGAGAAUCAGUCUCAGCUAGAGGAAUUAUUGUUUUGAUAGAUCCAGAGCGUUACGAGGAAGGAAUGUAUUCAACCAUUGUGGAAGAUGAAGAGAAAGUUCCUUAUGAGAUUUCAGUUGAUCCUCCCAAAGGAAAACUUUUCUGGGCAAGUGCUCAUUGUAUCAAAUCAUCAAACUACGAUGGAACGGAAGUCAAAUGUAUUGUACCAAAGUCUUCGAUUGCAACAAUCGCAGUGGAUGAACAACGUUCUCGUCUCUGUUAUAUGGAUUCAGAAAGAGCUGCAGUCGAUUGUGUCGACUACGAUGGAGAAAAUGAGCAGAGAAAUGUGGCAAUGUUCAAAGCACAAGGACUCGCUGAAGUUGUCAGUUUAUCAUUCAAUGGAGACGAAAUGUUCUUCUUCGACAAGUUCAAUUCUUCUGGAAGUAUUGUAAGAGGAUUAGUUCAAAAAGAUGGAACUGUGGUUCUAGUUGAUUCAAUCAAGAAACGAUUGCCACGACAGAAGCUGAGAGUCAUUGAUUUCGAUUUGAUGGAUACGACAAACUCGAUUCUUUACACCGCGUGCUCUAACAAUAAUGGAGGAUGUGAACAUCUUUGUAUCACUACACCAACCGACGCGAUAGUCAAAAAAGAAUGUAUUUGUGUUCAUUCGAUCACUCAAGAAGAUGGAACUUGCGGUGAAACAUAUUCAUUUAUAGCUUUUACUCGUUUCACUUCAAUUGAAUUUCUGUCGCCAACUCCUGGUCAUUUGUCUGCUCCACAUGAACAAAUCACAUCAAAUCGUUGUGUCAUGUCGAAGAUAGGAGCAAUCGCUGCUGAUAUUUCAAGGAGAAGAAUCUACUUCGCUGACUACGAUAAAUUCAGAAUCUCUGCAGUAAACUACGACGGAACUCAAUGCGUUGUGAUUGCAGAGGAUGUUGGGGUUGUUCCAAGUAUGGCAUAUGACGAAGUGAAUCGAGAACUGUAUUAUGUGAGAGCUAAUCCGGCAAGUAUUUGGAGAAUCGAUGUAUCUGAUAACGAUCUUGAAAGUUAUCCAAAGGAGCCACGUGUCGUUUUGACUCUGACAAUCAGAGAUCGUCCUCGCCAUAUUGCAAUUAAUCCAUGUCGAAUGCUUCUAUUUUUCACAAAUAAUGCAGUCACUGGAUCAGUUAUUGAGCGGGUAUUUUUCAGCGGGUUCAAAAGAGAACAAAUCGUUCAAGAAGAUCUCCAUGACUUACGAGGAUUGACGAUUGAUCUUGAUUCAGAGAAAUUGUACUUUUCGGAUUCCAAAGAUUUCAAAAUUUCUCGCUGCGAUUAUGAUGGAUCUCAUAGAGAGAUCGUUGUUUCCAAUUCCGACAUUCCAUCAAUUCAUCCAUUCGAACUUGCUGUCUAUCAGGAUGAAAUUAUUUUCACUGAUUGGGUCAGGCGAUCAGUGGUUGGAAUCAAUAAGAUUUCAGGAGUUGAGAAUCGAACAUUGAACCGCGCCACAGAAGUUCCAGUUGGUUUAGUUGUUGUUGAUAUGGAAAAAGAAUUUUGCACCAAAAAUCCAUGUUUCGAAAACGAAUUGAAAUGCGAGGAUUACUGUAGAUUGAUGGCUGAUGGACAAGCAACAUGUGCUUGUAACGGAGAACGACGGUUGAAUCCGGAUAAUAGGACAUGCACUGGAAAUAUUGACGACAAGAAGUGCGCAGAGAAUGAAUUCAAAUGUUUACACUCUGACCUGUGUAUUCGGUAUGAAGAUACAUGUGAUCAAUUCAAUGAUUGUCCGAUGUUCGAUGAUGAAGAUGCUAAAUAUUGCUCGACUCGUGUAUGCCGUCCUGGAUAUUUUAACUGCGGAAAUGGUCUCUGCAUUCCUGAACAAAAAUUAUGCAACCGUGUCAAUGAUUGCACAAAUUUUGCGGAUGAAGCGAACUGCACUUGCAGUGGAAAUGAAUUCAGGUGUACUUCUGGGACAUGUAUUCCACGAACUGCUAGAUGUAAUCAUGUCCAGGACUGUAACGAUGCAAGUGACGAAAUUGGAUGCCCAUUCAGAAACUGCUCAGUUCUUAAUGAAUUCGGAUUGACAGGGUUAAUCAACUGUCAAACUACAUCUCAAUGUAUUCAUCCUUCAUGGAAAUGUGAUGGAACAAAUGAUUGCUAUGAUGGAUCAGAUGAAACCGAUUGUCUCGUUGAUUUCGAUUUCAAUAAAGGAAGUGUUUCACCUCCGAGAAGUUGUGAUUCUGAAACUCAAUUCGCUUGUUUGGCGACUCGAAACUGUAUGCCAAAGCGAUGGAGAUGUGAUGGACAACCGGAUUGUGCUGAUGGAUCAGAUGAGAAAGAUUGUGAAGAGAAAGCGUGUAACUCGUUUGAAUUCACUUGUGGAUUUUCGAAAAAAUGUAUUCCACUUGAACAGAAAUGUGACGGACGAAGUGAUUGUCCGAACGGUGAAGAUGAGAACUCUUGUGAAACGGAAUGUGAUUCAAAAGAUGCAAAUUCAACAUUCAGAUGCACAAACCACAGAUGUAUUCCAAUGGCUUGGAGAUGUGAUGGAACUGAUGAUUGUCUGGAUAAUGCAAAGUCCCUUGGAUCAGAUGAGAUUGAUUGUGCACCUGGAAAGACUUCAUAUCACGUUCCAUCAAGAUGUACCGAUGAGACAUGUGUUGUUGCUUGUGAGUUGACGGCAGUUGUUUGUGAUGGAAUCAGGGAUUGUCAAGAUGGAUUCGAUGAAGAGAACUGUGCUUCUUUGGAUAGACAGUGCAAAAAGAAUGAGUGGAUGUGCGAUAGUGGACAAUGUAUUGACUCAUCCCGUCUCUGUGAUGCAUCAGUUGAUUGUAUAGACGGUUCAGAUGAAUGGGUUGAGAUAUGCUCACUAUCUGAACCACCGAAACGAGGAUGUCCGAAUGGAUGGUCGUGUGUUUUAAAAAACGGAACUAUUGGAUGUUUACAAGAGAAACAACUUUGUGACGGAAAGAAGGAUUGCAUGUCUGGACUCGAUGAGAAAUGUGAUCUACCACAAGGAAACUGCUCGUCAACUAGAAAUUCAUGCGAACAACCGUGGAAUUGUCACCGACAUGCUGGCUUCGAAACAUGUUCCUGUGAUGAGGGAUUCCAUCUGUCUCCAUAUGACAAGAAGACUUGUCUACGAUCGCCUUCAUGUCCAAAAGCGAAUUGCUCUCAUUUCUGUAUUGAUCGUCGGGAUAUCGGGCAUCAAUGUUUCUGUGCUCCUGGCUAUAUUCUUGCUGAUAAUCAGAGAGAUUGUCGAAGAAAUGAUACAAUUGAACCGGAAAUUCUUUUGAUUUAUGGUCAUCGACUGAAGCUUUUCACGAUAAAUGGACACGCAAAAGCAACACUUCUCUCGAAUUUAACGAACGGAGUCGCAUUGGAUUACGAUGUGAAGAGUGAUUUGAUCUAUUGGACAGAUGUAACAAAUAGUGGAAACAAAGCAGGAAUCGUAUCAAUGAGUAAUCAACCAAACACUUAUCGAAUUAUUAACUCUCUUCCAACGAAAGGAAUUGAUGGAAUCGCGGUCGAUUGGCUUGGAAGGAACAUCUAUUACACUGACAGAAAUCACGAUGCAAUUGCUGUUUGUGAUAUGAGAGGUAGAUUCAAUCGAAUUCUUCUCAAAGGAACUCCUCUGAAUGAUCCAAGAGCAAUUGUACUCGAUCCAAUACAUGGACUCAUCUUCUGGACUGAUUGGGGUGCUUCUGCACAUAUUGGAAGAAUGAAUAUGGAUGGAACGAGCGAACAAAUCAUACUGGAAGAUCGUACGAUUCGUUGGCCGAAUGCAUUGGCUGUUGAUACACCAGCACAGAGAUUAUAUUUCGGAGAUGCACACAGAGAUUACAUCGCCUCUUGCAAUUACGAUGGAACGAAGAGAAGAAUUGUUUUAAGGAAAUCUGUACGACAUAUCUUUGCACUGGCAGUGUUCGAAGAUUAUGUUUAUUGGAGUGAUUGGCAUAAUCAUACUAUCGAAAGAGUGCAUAAAAUAACUGGAGAUAACAGAAAAAUACUCAUUCAAGAUAAACAGUUUCGACCGAUGGGCUUCAAGAUUGUUCAUCCAUCAUUGCAAAGUAUGGGAAGUCUGAAAACAGCUAAACAUCCAUGUUCUCAACCCGCUCGAUGUGACAAUCUAUGUAUACCUGCAAAUUCUCCUGAAGAAUUCACUUGUAUGUGUGCGCAAGGAUUCCGAUCAGAAGGUAGAUCAUGUGUUUCUGAAUGCAAGCCAAAUGAUUUUGUAUGCACAAAAACAUACAAAUGUAUUGCUUCGUGGUGGAGAUGUGAUGGACAAGAUGACUGUGGAGAUGCAGAAGAUGAAGGAUUCUUCCUUGAUGGAGUUUGUCCUCCAUUCCCAUGUGAUCCUGGGCAGUUUGUAUGCUCGAAGACUGCUCCAAACGCCACUGCUCAAUGUCUGUAUGCCUCGAAACUUUGUGAUGGAUCGAAAGAUUGCUCAGGCGGAGAUGACGAAGAAGAGAGUUUCUGCGAGAAUUUUGAAUGCACGGAAGCUCAAUUCAAAUGUUUGGACAAAAAGAAAUGUAUUCCACUCACCUCAGUUUGUGAUAAUAAAAAAGACUGUGACGAUGGAUCAGAUGAGAAAGAAUGUGAUAUCAAGAGUUGUAAACCUGACUUCUUUGCUUGUGUCAACGAAACAACAUCUCAAAUAACCAAAUGUAUUCCAAGGGAUUUCUAUUGUGAUGGAGAGGAUGACUGUCCGAAUGGUCAAGAUGAACCAGAUACUUGUUUUGGAAUUGGAGAAUGUACUCAUGAACAAUUCCAAUGUGACAGUGGAAAAUGUAUUCCGAAAAGAAGACAAUGCGAUGGAGAAAUUGACUGUAAAGAUGGUUCAGAUGAGAGAGGAUGUAAAAAGGAAUGUGCAAUUGUAUGUGAUAAUACUUGUAUUCCUGUCAAUGAUCUUUGCGAUGGAAAGUCAAGAUGUACUGAUGGAUCAGAUGAAGAUGAAGACGCAUGUGCCACAAAAAAGUUAUUCGAUAAGCCAGCACUUCGUCGAUGUGGCGGAUUUACAUGUGAUGGAAUCGUUGAUUGUGAAGAUGGAUCUGAUGAAAAAGGAUGUCCGGAUUUGGAAUGUCAUCUUUCGAGCAACGAAUCUCUGAUUUGUGAUGGAAAAAUAGAUUGUGAAAGUGGAAAAGAUGAACAGAACUGUCAAAGUUAUGGUGGCUACAGUAAUCCUUUAUUUCAAUGUUCGAGACAAACGGUUAAAGAAUGGCAAGUAUGUGAUGGGCGGUGGGAUUGCGCUGAUGGUCUCGACGAAUCUCCGGAAAUGUGCGCGACUCGAAAAGCGGGAUGCUUCAGAAUUGGGUUCUGUGAUGACAAGAAACAAUGUUUGGACGUUUCAACUGCAUUGUGCGAUGGAAUAAAAGAUUGUGUCGAUGGAAGUGACGAGGCUCCAGCUCAUUGCAGAGAUAUGUGCAGAGAUAAAUUCAAGUGUACAAAUGGAAGAUGUAUUGAUGAAUUAGCACGUUGUGAUGGAAGAGAUGAUUGUGGUGAUGGUUCAGAUGAAGAUACUUGUGGACUUGAGUGCCAUCAUUUCGGAACAUGUCCUCAGAAGUGUUGGAUUGCAUACAAUAGUACUGCAAGAUGUCAUUGUGCACCUGGAUAUGCAAGAACGAAACACGAUCUGAAUGGAUGUGAACCCCUCUCGAAAUCGACUGAAAUGUUCCUUUCGAAUGGUAAACAACUGCAUUUGAUGCUUGUCGAUAACGCCAGUUUACGAACUGUUUUCAACUACAAAAUGGAUUUGAUUCCUGGUCGAUUUGAUUUCGGUUAUGAUAUGUACCGAACUAUUCUAAUGUAUUCUGUUGGAGUAGGAAACAAUCGAGUUGAUAUCAGAUCAAAGAAGUGGUCGGAAACGACCUUAACGGAUAGAUGGGGAGAGAGAACGGAUGAUAGUACGGCUGGAUUGAUUGCUUAUGAUUUCAUGCACAACAAUGUUUACUUCACGGAAAGCAGUAAAUAUUCUCCUGGAGUUUUAUUCCAUACUCAAGAAAAUAUUUAUAUUUCAAGAUCAAAGAAUACAAAUACUCGAACACUUGUUGUAAAUUCAACGGGAUCCAUUAAUUCAAUCGCAGUUGAUCCAAUCGAAAGACUUUUAUUCUGGACAACCGUGGCUCCGGUUCCGAGAAUUCUAUCCGCUCAUCUUGAUGGAACUCCGCUUUCUCAGCCAUUCAAAACUGGAUCACAGCCUCAUAAAGCACUAGUCGAAAGGAAUAUCUUUGAACCAAGAUCACUUGUUUUGGAUUCACCAAACGUAAGAUUAUAUUGGAUUGAUGGAUUCAAGAGAACUGUUGAAACGGUGUCCUUCGAUGGUAAAGACAGAAGAACAGUGAGAAAAUUCGAAUUAGGAGAUACUCCAGUUUCAAUGGAUCUACUCGGAGGAUAUAUUUAUUUGGUGACAAAUCAAGGAUACAUUCAAAGAAUGCAUAAGUUUACUGGUAAAACCAACAAGUAUCAACGGAGAAUUCGAAACGUCUCUCCACGUAUUCAACUUCUUAUCGCCCAUCCUGCUAAGCAUACGGUAUCACAUAUCACUCAUCAAAGAAAUCCAUGCAAAUCCGAUUAUUGCCCUGCAGAAACUGUUUGUGUUCCAGAAUUAGAUGCUAAUAAAGUAUUGAUUCCGAAAUGCCUCUGUGGAGCUGGAAGAUUCUUCGAGGUUUCGACCAAAAAGUGUUUGCAACUCCGAGAAAAAGAUCAAGAAGCUUCCCAAUGUGGAGACUAUUUCUGCUAUAAUAACGCCGCUUGCAGCUCGUUGAAAAAGUGUAUUUGUCCACCUGGUUUUUAUGGAAGGCAGUGUGAGAUCAAUGAAUGUUCCGAACGCUGUUGGAAUGGAGAAACUUGCGCGAUCAGAGAAAUAGGAUCAACCCGAAACAUAGAAUGCCACUGUCCAGCCAACUAUACACAAAUCGAUUGUGCCACGAAUGUUUGUGAAGGAGUAUGUGGACCACGCGGAUCAUGCAAAACUGUUCCCUGCACAAAAGCAGAACCACACUGUCGAUCAUACAGCUUCUGUGAAUGUGACAAAGGAUGGACUGGUCCGCAUUGUAGGCACAAAGAAAAUGCGAAAAUCUGUUAUGGACACUGCUUUAGUGGAGGUCAAUGUGAUGGAGACAAUCCGUCUAAUUUAAGUUGUGAUUGUAAGCCGGGACUUACUGGAAACAGAUGCCAAAAUUGCAAUAAUCAUGAAUGCUUCAAUGGUGGAUUCUGUGCAUAUGCUCACUCAAACACCUCUGCUCCACAUUGCAUUUGUCCAUCUGGAUUCACAGGUCUUCAUUGUGAAAACUAUUUGUGUAAAGAUGCGUGUCCAUAUGGAUCAAAAUGCUCAUAUGAUCUGACAAAACCAUUGGAUCCUAUCACUUGCUCCUGUGAGAAGAAUGCUGCUGCACACAAUUCAGAUUGUUCCCCAAUCUGCCAAAAAGAACCGAAUUGGUGCCACAAUGGUGGAAAGUGUAUUGAUAUGCCUGGAUAUCCAGGAAAGUGUAAAUGUCUUCCAAGAUUCACAGGACCUCGAUGUGACGUUCCUGUCCAUUGUGAUGACUACUGUACCAACAAUUCGAAAUGUGUGGAAACGAAUGGAACCCACUUCGAGUGUGAAUGUAAACCAGGAUUCAAGGGAUUACGGUGCGAACAAGACACGAAAUGCAGUGAGUGUGAAAACGGAGCCAAGUGUAUCAAAAAACCAUCUGGUACAGUAAUCUGUCAGUGUCCACAAGGUCUUGGAGGAGAGUAUUGUAAUAAGAUAACUGCUAAAACAUGCAAGGAACUCAAAUGUCAAAAUGAGGGAUACUGUUUGGAAUCAGAUUUGGAUGUGAAUCGAGAGCAUCCAUCAUGUGUAUGUCGUCCAGGAUUUCAAGGAAUUCUUUGUGACUACCAUUCAUGUGACAACUUCUGUCAUCACGAUGGAAAAUGUACACUUGACGAAGAAUUUGAACCGCAAUGUGAUUGUUACAAAGCUUUCUUCGGAGACAGAUGUCAAUAUCGAGUCAAAGGAUCCUCAAUUAUUAUAAUUAAUGAUAAAGAUGACCGGUGGGCAAAACCUCUUGUCAUUAUUGCUAUCAUAAUCAUCACCAUAGUCAUUGUUGUCGGAAUACUCGCGAACCGCUCACACAGAUUCGCCGUCUUCCGUCAAUUCCGUCACAACCCACUUCAAAAUCAUGGUGCCCCCGUCGAUCAAUUCAGCAACCCAGCUUAUUUGAUAGAUGAAGGGGGUAUAGAACUAGUUUCACAAAAUACGAGUCUUGUUUCAUCUCACGAUCGAGGAUCGUUCAAUAAUCCGGUUUUUGAGCAAGAAAUGGUUCCGAUCUACAACGAUACUGUCGAGAAUCAAGAAUUGCUGCCAAAUAGAUCUUCAAACUAA
This is a messenger RNA of Caenorhabditis remanei, 14583 nucleotides long. RefSeq lists its product as uncharacterized. The record is from RefSeq and is a predicted model, not a curated record. Bases 1 to 14583 code for a protein of 4860 amino acids. Gene Ontology annotation, molecular function: calcium ion binding; protein binding. The transcript is spliced from 23 exons. Lineage: Eukaryota; Metazoa; Nematoda; Chromadorea; Rhabditida; Rhabditidae.